Messenger RNA from Drosophila santomea, 3093 nucleotides. RefSeq names its product calcium homeostasis endoplasmic reticulum protein (gene scaf6). Gene Ontology annotation, cellular component: perinuclear region of cytoplasm. The record is from RefSeq and is a predicted model, not a curated record. Bases 126 to 3014 code for a protein of 962 amino acids. The transcript has 13 exons. Gene Ontology annotation, biological process: RNA processing; intracellular calcium ion homeostasis. Lineage: Eukaryota; Metazoa; Arthropoda; Insecta; Diptera; Drosophilidae. Gene Ontology annotation, molecular function: RNA binding.
AUGCCUAGAUAUGGGCACACUAUAGGAAAAAACAAGAAGAAGCAGUGAAAAGUGCCGCUGGAAAGUGCAAAAAGUUAUGAAUUUAUAAGUUUACAUAGACAAAUAGUGCAUAUUACAAUCGCAAAAUGGACGUGCAACCGCCGCGUGAUGCUAGUUUACGAAAUAUUAUCGACAAACUGGCAGAGUUUGUGGCCAGGAAUGGGCCAGAAUUUGAGGCCAUUACCAAGCAGAAGCAGCAGAACAACCCAAAGUUCGAGUUCCUCUACGGCGGGGAGUUCGCCAGCUAUUAUCAAUUUAGGGUGGCAGCGGAACAGACUCUGCUGAAGCAGCAGGCCAUUAACCAACAACUGCCACCAGGUGCUCCAACCAGCCACUACAUGCAACAUCCGCCGCCAAUGCAGCAAUCCCAGCCACCUGGUCUCUAUCCGCCACCCAAUCAGCAGCCACAGCACCCGCCGGAAAACGCACAAGACAAUAUGCAAACGCAACCGCAGCACUCCUGGCCGCCAAACUCCAGUGGACCGCCAAACAAUCCGCAGCCCAAUGGCAAUGCCAUGGCCAUGAAUCUUACGUCCCAGCUGGAUGCCGUCAAGAUGCAGCAGAAGACGCUGCGGGAACAGAUCCAGCAAUCCGAAGCGAAUCUCUCCGCACAGCACACGGCCCUGAUGAACCAGAAGACAAAGCAGAUCGAGGAUGCAAUUGCGGCGGCGCAGACGGCGCAACAGGAACAGAUGGCUGGCGAACAGGGCAUUGUGCUGAGGGACUUCGAUGGCGUUCUGCAGCCGAUCAUCGAGUCCUGCACCAAGGACAGCAUCUCUGCAGGCAAGAACUGGAUUUUACAGCAUUCAACCGACAGCGCAAAAAUCAAUGUCGUUUUACAAUAUCUUUUAAAGAAGGCUUUGGUCAAUGGUUCAACGUUUCAGCAAAAAUUGCAUCUUAUAUAUUUAGUUAAUGAUAUACUCCACCACUGCAUGCGCAAAAACAUCAAUGACUUGAAGAACAGCCUCGAGAACGUCGUCAUUCCGAUGUUCUGCAGCGCCGACUUGAUUGCCAACCCAGACCAGCGCCAAAAGCUGGCCAAGCUGCUGUCCCUGUGGGAGUCCAAGGCAAAGUUCUUUGAUGCUUGCGUCAUCUCGAAGCUUCAGUCACCGGACUCGUCAAUGCAGGAGUACAAAACCAAUCUGCAGAAUACACAUCAUGAUAUAACAGCCAAAUUUACCCAGAAUACAAAUGCGACUCUGGAUAACUACCAGAAACAGCAUCAGGUAUUCAUUCAACACGCCAGCCAGCAAAUUUCCCAACUCGAGAAGCAGGCGCAGCAUCUGGAGCAGCAAAUAGUGGCCCAGAAGUCGCAGCAGCAACACAUGCUCCAGCAUCAGCAGAAGAACAUUCCAUCGCUGAUGUCCCACCGAAUAGCAAUGCCGGGUGAACAUGACCACAUGAAUAGCCAGGGGCCGCAUGAUCAGCAGCAUCCUCAGCCGGGAAAUAAUAUGUAUCCGGGCGGUAACUUCCAUCAGCAGCAACCGCAGCAGCAACCUCCGGGAAAUCCGUUUGCGGAUCCUCGGGGACCGAACUUCUUCAUUCCGGACAUGUCCAAACCACCACCAGGCUUUGCCGGACCCCCUAUGCAUCAUAAUCAGGGCCCAGCAAUGGGUCAUCCGCAGCAGCAACCACAACCGGGACAGUUUCCGCAAAUGCAGGGAUCUGGCAAUGAACCACCUGUUGACCUUGGCGUCCUCAGUGCAGCAAUUCAGGCGUGCUUACAGAUGCAGCAGCAACACCAUCCUGACGAUCCUCAGCAGCAGGGACAGCACCAACUGCAGCAGCAGCAGCAGCAGCAACAACAGCAGCAGCAGCCGCCGCCAAUGGCUGCCUAUCCCCAGAAUAUUGUGAGACCCGUCCAGCAAAAUCCCGAUUCCGAAGUGGACCUGGAUGUGCUCAAUGCGGCCAUUCGUGCGGUUAUAACCAAUAAAUCAGAGGACGGUACAGUACAAGAUGGCCAGCAACCACAGAAAUUGGCCGACGGAGAAUCUGGAGAUCCUGUUGUAAUUGGAGAGCCACAGAUACCUACAGCGCCUUACUACGACCUGCCAGCGGGCCUCAUGGUGCCACUUAUUCGUCUGGAGGAUUACAACUACAAAGCCCUCGACCCGGCGGAUAUACGACUGCCAGCUCCAGCGCCACAAAGCGAGCGUCUAACAAAUGCAUUGAAUGCCUUCUACUCCGCACCCUCCCACGAUCGUCCAAGGGAUAAUGAGGGUUGGGAGAAGCUUGGUCUCUAUGAGUACUACAAGGUGAAGAAUGCGGCUCGAAAGCAAAAGGAAGAGGAAAUCAAGGACGGCAUCCGAGAAAAGUCGCGUUCUCCCAGUCCGAUUGUGCUUGAAAAACCCCUACCUAAAAAGAGCAACAAGCGAGUUUACCGAUCCAAGAGUCGCAGUCGCAGUCGUUCCCGCUCAAAAACGCCGCCCCUUCGAGACAGAUCCGCCUCACGCUCCAGAUCCCGGUCGCGAUCCAACGAGCGCUCGUUAACCCCGCCACCGACGAACCGGAACAGGUCAGGCGGUGGUAGCAACCGCAAGGGUCGCAAUCGAUCUCCUCGCCACGAACGGGACAACAGCGGUAGCACAAACAGCAAUCGUGAGAGCCGUGCUGAACGCGGCAAUUCCAAUAGCAGAGACAAUGGCAACAGCAUCAACCUAAGACGUGUGGAUCGAGACAGAUCUCCAACCCCUCCGAGCUUUCUGGGAAGCACCUUUGCCAAGCCCGCGGAAUUCAUCGAGGAAUCUAACAAGGGCCACCAAAUGCUCAUGAAAAUGGGCUGGGCGGGCACUGGCACUGGACUAGGCUCAAAGAAUCAAGGCAUCGACACGCCCAUUUCGGGAGGCGAGGUGCGCGAUCGUCGAGAAAUGUACAAGGGAGUGGGUGCGAAUAUGCACGAUCCCUUUGAGAGCUUUCGCAAGAACAAGGGAGCUGCCUUUGCGCACCGGAUGCGAUCACGAGACGACAAGAGUUAGGAUCUGCCAACGGUCAAAACUUCCCCGUUUUUGUUUCCUUUAGCCCAGAAAAUAUAAAUUUGUAUAAAAGCAAACUGAA